Molecule: messenger RNA, 2977 nt
Organism: Triplophysa dalaica
Lineage: Eukaryota; Metazoa; Chordata; Actinopteri; Cypriniformes; Nemacheilidae
Gene: vash1
Product: vasohibin 1
Exons: 7
Coding region: 646-1779 (377 amino acids)
Biological process (GO): regulation of angiogenesis
Cellular component (GO): cytoplasm
Source: RefSeq, a predicted model, not a curated record
GUCACAUAACGGGUCUGAGAGACGACUGGGCGAUGGCUCGAACCGGCAGCCAUCACGAUGAAGCUAACUAUUGGAAACUAUUGCAUCGCAUUGUAUUGUAUGUAAAUACGUGCGCGUAAUGACAUUGAGCUUCGCGGGACGCGUUGAGUCGGCGGUGGGGUGACGUCAUCGGCGCGUUCGCCGGCGCGUCUUUACUGUAUUGUUUGUGAUGCGCUGAAGAUUAAGGGCAGACGCUUUGAUUCAACCCGUCGAUGUGACAAUGGACUGCCUGUAAUUGUUUAUGGAAGAUAUCAGAUUUAUUUCAUCUGUUCUGAUGUUUAUUCUGAUGCUGUAGGGCGGUUGGGGCUCAUGAAUCAGACGCGUAUUGAUCUCUAUUGUUACUGAUAUGAUCAGCUGUAAUAUGUUCAAUGUUUCUUGAGCGUUAUAUCUGAUAUUCAGUUUGUGCUGACAAGUAGAGCUAAAGGGGGUUUGUGUUUUCAUACAUAUUAGUUUUGCACUUGAAGACUAGUAUGCUGCUUGACAUGUGUUGACAGAGAUUUGGCUGGGGGUCCGAGUGUGUCACCCAGCCACCCUACAGAGAGUGUUUGUGAUCCAGUGAGAGAGAGAGACAGUGUUUGACCCAUUGUGUGUGUGUGUGACCCGUCCAUGCCCGUGUGCUGCUGCGGCUCUUUCCAUCACUGCUCCUCUCCGAGGAGAUUGGUCCGGACUUCAGGAUUCAGGGCCUGUGUGAUCCAGCCGCGUGCCAGCGCCUCCUCUGCUGGCCUCAGAAUGAUCCGGACCCCUCAGAGUUUGGGAGGGGUUGAGGACAGAGAUGAGGAACAAGAGGACGAGGGGGAAGAUUUGAGGGAUGGUGGGAUUCCCUGCAUAAUUAACCGGGGCGGUCUGCCCAUAAAUGAGGAGACUUGGGAACAGAUGUGGAGGCAGGUCGCCCGGAUCCAUCCCGAUGGAGAGAAUGUAGGGAAGAAGAUCUGGGCAACCAGCGACCUUCCCAAGAUUCCAAUACCAAGUGUGCCUACAUUCCAACCCAACAGCAGUAUUCCUCAGCGUCUGGAAGCCAUACAAAAAUACAUCAGGGAUCUACAAUACAAUCACACUGGAACACAGUUCUUUGAGAUAAAGAAGAGCCGACCGCUCACAGCAUUAAUGGACAUUGCCAAGGAAAUGACACGAGAAUCUCUGCCAAUCAAAUGUUUGGAAGCCGUGAUCCUCGCAACUUACCUCACCAACAGUUUGCCGAGCGUGGAGCGGUUUCCUCUCAGCUUUAAGACGCGCUUCUCAGGGAGUCACUUCUGUCACAUCGUGCUGGGGGUCCACAGCGGCGGACGCUUCGGCGCCCUCGGGAUCAGCCGGCGCCAGGACCUGAUGUACAAACCGCUGGAGUAUAAAACACUCGCCGACCUCGUGCAGGACUUCCAGGUGGCUUAUCAGGGCUACUGGCACACGCUGUGUAAGGUGAAGAUCGGCCAUUACGUGUCACACGACCCUCACAGCGUGGAGCAGAUCGAGUGGAAACAUUCUGUGCUGGACGUGGACAAACUGUCCAAAGAGGAGCUGAAGAAAGAGCUGGACAGAUACACUCGUGAUAUGAGGUUAAAGAUUGGGAAAGCCACUCCGUCAUCGCCCACUAAAGACAGAAAGAAGGAUAUGGGAUCUCCGCUGAGGAAUCCAGCCAGUCCCAUGCGGAAGAACAGUCAAAGUGAUAGACGGUCAUCAGUGGAGAGAAAACCUUCACAGUCAGGACCAGCAGCAGAUGUUAAUGGUUAUCAGAUCAGGGUGUGAAACAACACAAACGUUUAUUAACGGAGAAAGAUAUUAAGCGAAUGAAUGCUGAAACUCAACAACGAGGAUAAAGUCUUGCACCUGUGCAGUAUUCCACUUUAGAGAAUGUGGUCACUUUGAAGGGUACACACUUAAGAAUGUUCAUUUAUACCACCUGAAGUGAUUCGUUCAGUAGAAUAGCGACACAUCAUAUUUAUAUAUUCAGCCCGAGCCACAUCUGUAAAUACAGUAGAUUUAACUUUUAACUCAACUAACCAGUCUUAUAUAGAGACAAUUUUUAAUCCAGUUCUUGGGUGCCUUUGUAAGAACUGAGGGUUUUUUGGUGACGAUGAAAACUCUGAUCUGAUGAAACUCAACACACUGUCUUAUUUGCACUUCAAGUUUUUUUUGUUGCCAUCAUGAGGUUUCAUGAAUGAUCUGGAUGCGACCGGGACUAUAACAGACCAAAUAUUUGUAUGUUUCAGUCUUCUGUCGUGAGCAGCGGGGUUUGAUGAUGAAUCUGCUCAUGUUUUUUAAAUGUGAUGGUGGUUACAGGGUUCAGUUAUGAUACGGCCUGAAGUCCCCAUUUUAUUUUUAUAUGAUUUAAGAUUUCCAUAUGAUUUGAUUAUAGCUUUGAAUACACAUUACUGUUGUUAUUUUGCUCAAAUCAUCAGUGCGCAAUAUUCCAAAGAAAUACUAAAUUCAUCAUUAAAUAAUAAUUGAUUCAUUAACAUUUUGCACAUACAAAUGAAAUAAUCUCUUUGUAGAAGUUAAAUUCCUGCAUGUUUUUUGGGGCGAUUUUACAGAUUAAGACAAAAGUUUACGUGUUUUGAUAAUUGCGAUUUAAUUUCUAGUAUUCUGUUAUCAGAAAUAUAUAUAUUUUUUAUAGUGACACUUAACACAGAUCUGCUAGUACACAUCACAGAGGCCAGUCAUGCUGGUUGAGAGACCCUAUGAAGUGCUUACUACAAGUGUAAGAAUCGGUGCUGUUCAAUGAUCUUCUGUAAAUCUGUGCGUUAUGAGAAGCAUCAAUUCAUCACACAAUCUUUCUUCACUGAAACACACACGAGAUAAUCUACACUGGAUGUCUCUCAUGUCUUCUGUUGAUUAUGGUAAUGUAGACUUUAACUAUGAUGUCACAGCACUGUAAUGUCACACUUGUAAUCAAAAAGUCAUUUGUGACACUUGAAAUACAUUAAAACCUGUAUCAAAAGCUCCA